Messenger RNA from Drosophila santomea, 2395 nucleotides. RefSeq lists its product as uncharacterized. The transcript has 6 exons. The record is from RefSeq and is a predicted model, not a curated record. Gene Ontology annotation, molecular function: serine-type endopeptidase inhibitor activity. NCBI's taxonomy places the organism in Eukaryota, Metazoa, Arthropoda, Insecta, Diptera, Drosophilidae. The coding region runs from base 85 to 2346 and encodes 753 amino acids.
UCGUUACAGCCAGUCUAAUUUGAUUACAAUGCAGACUAUAUAUAAUCCAUAUCUGGUAAUUCGUUCUUACCUUCAAACGCUAGUAUGAAGUAUUUGUGUCUGCUCCUUUUGGCCACGUCGGUGUCUUGCCGCUUCACCGACGACUUCUACCAACUUUUGGCCAAGAAGAAUGCAAACAAGAAUCUCAUUUCCUCGCCCCUUUCCGUCGAAAUCGCACUGAGCAUGGCCUACAUGGGAGCCAGGGGAAAAACAGCCCAAGAAAUGAGGCAAGUGUUGAAACUGCCCGAGGACAAAAAGCAAGUGGCAGCCAAGUACAAGGAUCUUCUGACGGAGCUCGAAGGUCGCGAGAAGGUAGCCAUUCUAAGUCUAGCAAACCGCAUAUACGUGAACAAUAACUUCGAGCUAGUACCAGAGUACAAUCAGAUAGUCAAGGAUUCCUUUAAGGCUGAGGCGGAGGCAAUCAGCGUUGCUGAUCCUAAAAAAGCUGCUUCAAUUGUCAAUAAGUGGGUAGAUAACCAGACCCGUGGUAAAAUCAGAGACAUAGUUGAAGCCAAGGACAUGAGUGAUCUGAUUUUGAUCAUCUUAAAUGCCAUUUACUUUAAAGGCCAGUGGGCGUUUAUAUUUAAUCCCAAGUUUACAGAGAAGGUAGAUUUUCGCAUUUCGGAUCAAAAGAGUGUUCCUGUCGAGAUGAUGUCACACAUAGAAUCAUUUAAGGCUGCACAUAUUAGAGAACUGAGCGCCAAGGUUAUCGAGCUGCCCUACAGAAAUUCAAGCCUCUCUAUGGUCAUCUAUCUACCGGAUAGGAUCGAUGGGCUACCGGAAUUGGAGAAAAAGAUCGCUGGAUUCCCCCUGAACCUUCGCCACACUAAAGUGUCUUUAAGGCUGCCCAAGUUCAAAAUUGAAUUCUCCGUUGAUCUAAUCGAUCCACUUAAAGAGAUGGGCAUUCAAGAGGCGUUCCAAAUGUCGGCUGACUUCAAUGAUCUGGUUGCUAAGACUGGGGCUAAAGUGGGGAGCGUCGUUCAUAAGGCGUUCAUAGAGGUUAAUGAAGAAGGUGCCGAAGCAGCGGCCGUAACAAAAAUAGUAGCUAAUCCUAUGAGUGCUGUUCCGAUACUGAUGGAUUUUAAUGUCGAUCAUCCAUUUGCAUAUGUCAUUCGCGAUGAAAAGACCAUUUAUUUUCAGGGCCACUUCGUGAAUCCGAAAUUACCUUCAAACGCUAAUAUGAAGUAUUUGUGGUUGCUCCUUUUGGCCACGUCGGUGUCUUGCCGGUUCACCGACGACUUCUACCAGCUUUUGGCCAAGAAGAAUGCAAACAAGAAUCUCAUUUCCUCGUCCCUUUCCGUCGAAAUCGCACUGAGCAUGGCCUACAUGGGAGCCAGGGGAAAAACAGCCCAAGAAAUGAGGCAAGUGUUGAAACUGCCCGAGGACAAAAAGCAAGUGGCAGCCAAGUACAAGGAUCUUCUGACGGAGCUCGAAGGUCGCGAGAAGGUAGCCAUUCUAAGUCUGGCAAACCGCAUAUACGUGAACAAUGGGUACGAACUAGUACCGGGAUACAAUCAGAUAGUCAAGGAUUCCUUUAAGGCUGAGGCGGAGGCAAUCAGCGUUGCUGAUCCUAAAAAAGCUGCUUCAAUUGUCAAUAAGUGGGUAGAUAACCAGACCCGUGGUAAAAUCAGAGACAUAGUUGAAGCCAAGGACAUGAGUGAUCUGAUUUUGAUCAUCUUAAAUGCCAUUUACUUUAAAGGCCAGUGGGCGUUUAUAUUUAAUCCCAAGUUUACAAAGAAGGUAGAUUUCCGCAUUUCGGAUCAAAAGAGUGUUCCUGUCGAGAUGAUGUCACACAUAGGAUCAUUUAAGGCUGCACAUAUUAGCGAAUUAGGUGCCAAAGUUAUUGAGCUGCCCUACAGAAAUUCAAGCCUCUCUAUGGUCAUCUAUCUACCGGAUAGGAUCGAUGGGCUACCGGAGUUGGAGAAAAAGAUCGAUGGAUUCCCCCUGAUCCUUCGCCACACUAAAGUGUCUUUAAGGCUGCCCAAGUUCAAAAUUGAAUUCUCCGUUGAUCUAAUCGAUCAACUUAAAGAGAUGGGCAUUCAAGAGGCGUUCCAAAUGUCGGCUGACUUCAAUGAUCUGGUUGCUAAGACUGGGGCUAAAGUGGGGAGCGUCGUUCAUAAGGCGUUCAUAGAGGUUAAUGAAGAAGGUGCCGAAGCAGCGGCCGUAACACAAAUAGGAAUGGUAUUGCGCAUAAGUGCAUUGCCGCCUCCGUCACUAAUGUAUUUUGAUGUCGAUCAUCCAUUUGCAUAUGUCAUUCGCGAUGGAAGGAACAUUUAUUUUCAGGGCCACUUUGUGAACCCAGAAUGAUAAAAUGAGAUCUUUUAUAGCAAUAAUAAAUGGAAAUUUUACAUCGAAA